AUAAUUUUGUCGCAUUACGUUGUUUGGGGGUGAGAGGUGGCUGGGAGUGGGAGUUCAACUAUCAAUGCAUUAAAACUAUAUAUACUCGAUCAUUGAAUGCCCGGGUUUAACCUUUCCAAUUCUCAACUCUCAUGGGUAAUGAACUAGUGCAUUUCAAUUCCAAUCGAUCACAACUAUCUAUUUAAAGCGCAGCCUUGGUUCAAGGCUCUUCAGUGCCAGUCGUUAUUCGAUUCCAAGUCUCCCCAUAAUCUGUAUUUUGCAACAACAAAACAUCUUCAUAGUCAGGAAAAAAUGCCUUCAGGUCCUAAGAAAAGGAGAGCUGCCAAGAAUAAGGAAGCUGCAGCCAAACAUGUUUCAGGCAAUAAUGCACAUCAUUUUGCAGCAGAGGUUUCUGAAAAUAGUGUGGAGUCUUCGGAGGAGCCAUCAUUGACUUUGAUGAACAACAUUGUUAGCGAUGCUUCCAUUAAUGAAGAACCUGGAAAGGUUAUGGAUGCAUCACUUGCUCCCCAGGAAUUAUCUCAGGAGUUGGUUAAUGGCAAAGAUGACGAAAAAGCGUCGAAAGUGAUCAAUGAAUGCUGCAUAGCCUCACCUAAAUCAGUUGAGGUGUCUAAUGACUUCCAAAUCUGUAACAAUGGCGGUCCCUCUGAAGGAAAAGCUGAACACAUUUCAUGCAUAUGUGUUGACAAUGUUGCUGCAGACUCUCUGAAAGGGGAUGAUAAUGGACCAGAAGAAAUUGAGAAGAUUGCUUGCAUCGCCGAAUCUGAGGUGAUAGACUCUGUGGAAAGUGUUGAAGACUCUACCAUCAUUGCGGCAGCAAAUGCCUCCAUCGGAACACCAGUUGCUGCAGACGCUCCAAAAAGGUUUGAUGAUGCGCCCGAAGAAAUCGAGGUCACUGGCAUUGCUGAAUCUGAGGUGAAAGUCUCUGUCGAAAGCGUUGAAGACUCUGCCCCCAUUGCGGCAGCUGUGCAAACUGAAAUCUUGGAAUUGAUCUGUCAGAAAGAUGAUGAUAACAUGACAGAACAGUUAGUGCCUAACAAUGAGGAGAAGGAUGCAGUUGUGUUGUCUGAGGUUGCUGCUAAGGAUACUGUUGAGUUGGUAGUUCAGAAGGAUUAUGUUAAAGUUGUGAAUGGGAAUGAAAUAACGUGUGACGUUCACCGCAACGAUGAUGGUGAUCGGUCUAAGGUUGUUGCUGAGUUACUAGCUUCUAAGAUAGAUGAAGUGGUCAGUAGCAUGUCUGUUGCUCAUGGUGGGAGAUUCAUAACCCAUAUUAAAUUGAUGCUUUCUGCCAUCGGCCUCAAAGAUUCUAAUGAACAUUAUGGUAAGUUGAUGGAGCUGGUGGAACAAUUUGAACGUGAAGCUCAGGAGUUUAAGGCUGUUUUGUUCAUGCUCAGGGAACUUAAGAUGUCUGCGGUGGCUGCUCUUACUACCUGAUCCAAUUUGGCAUUCUGCAUAAAAGGAUGUUUUCAAUUUUUUGUGAUUGAACUUUCUGCAUCGGCAUUGUUUUGUUCAGCUGUAUGAAUUCAUAAACAUGCUGUUUCCCUUCUAUUUAUGGAUCUACUUGGGAGCUGAGGGUAAUUUUUUGUAGCUCUUUAACAAAUG
Messenger RNA from Cuscuta europaea, 1599 nucleotides. The record is from the annotation of a GenBank genome assembly. Lineage: Eukaryota; Viridiplantae; Streptophyta; Magnoliopsida; Solanales; Convolvulaceae.